Messenger RNA from Symbiodinium necroappetens, 813 nucleotides. The record is from the annotation of a GenBank genome assembly. NCBI's taxonomy places the organism in Eukaryota, Dinophyceae, Suessiales, Symbiodiniaceae.
AUGGCGAAGGCUGACGGAGAUGACGACUGGUGGUACCCGAGUCGUCAGGUGCCGAAGCCGCAGAACCCUGAGUGUGACAGCGCUGUAGACUUACUCAAGAGCAUGGUGGAUGCCGACCGGCACUUCGAGAUUGUACUCGGAGCAGUCUUGUUCAUUGCUGUCUUGGGCGCUUUGGGUUCGAGCUGCUUCCUUAUCGGUGGCAAGGUGAAGCCACGACCGCCCGGUUACUGGACGAGCAGGAGUUGGAACCCUUUUCACGACGACUUUCGAGCAGAGGUAGACGUCACCAUGGAGCUACGUGACACAGUGCAACAGCUCUUCGACAUGACCACUCGGAAGGAGGCUAUGGGCAUCGGACGCGAUGGCUCCUGGGCCACCCACAAAUCCUUUCGUGUCCUGCAGGUGACACGUGUGGAGAACGGCAAGCUGUGGACGGACUAUGUGCGCUUUCGGCGCAACAUCAGCCGGACGCAGGCCACUAUGAGGCGAAUGGAAAAGGAAGGCGCUCCUUGUCGCGCCGAGCUGAAGCGCACGCAGGAGGCGCUGCAGGCGAGGAGAAGGCAUUCAGCAGUGAGUGUUUUCUUGGGGCUCACCGAGUUCGGAGUAAGGGUGGUUUGGGAAUGGAGACCGCGUCCGUACAAGACGAACCAAUCACUGGAGCAGCUCAGGCGGCCGCCUUGCGUGCAAGGCCACUUCGACCUGAACUUGUUCUGGAACGACGAGGUUCACAUCGGUCGACCGUGGCGGGAGAAAGGGGUCCGGAGCUCAUGGCCGAUCGGCUUUACUUGUGCCGCUGUGCAUUUGCAGCCAUGA